GCGCCUAUAUAAAGGCUGGCACUUGUUAGGAAAGCGCUGGCAGUGGACUGUGGACUGGUCAUCAGCAUCCAGGCUGUGGUGAAGGCUCUGAAAGAGAAAACAAGAACUACGCAAAGCAGCUAUGGCUCACGCUUGGGGUUACGCAGAACAUGAUGGGCCUACUAAAUGGGCUGAGAGCUUUCCUGUCGCCAAUGGACCCAGGCAGUCUCCUAUUGACAUCAUCCCAAGCCAAGCACAGUUCGACUCCAACCUCAAGCAAAUUAAGCUGAAGUAUGACCCCAGCACCUCCAAGGGCAUUCUCAACAAUGGCCAUUCAUUCCAAGUGGACUUUGCUGACGACGACGACAAGUCAACUCUGACUGGAGGGCCCGUGACUGGAACAUACAGGCUGAAGCAGUUCCACUUCCACUGGGGCGGCGCUGAUGAGAGAGGGUCCGAACACACUAUUGGGGGCACCAAGUUCCCCUGUGAGCUCCACCUGGUGCACUGGAACACCAAGUACGCAAACUUUGGUGAGGCCGUCAGCAAGCCUGAUGGUUUGGCUGUUGUUGGGGUUUUCCUGAAGAUUGGUGCUGCCAAUCCAAGUCUGCAGAAGGUUCUGGAUGCUUUUGAUGCCAUCAAAUCAAAGGGAAAGCAAACUACAUUCUCCAACUUUGAUCCUAUAACCCUGUUGCCUCCCACUCUGCAUUUCUGGACUUAUGAAGGCUCUCUGACCACGCCCCCUCUGCAUGAAAGUGUCACCUGGAUCGUCCUGAGGGAUCCAAUCAGCGUCAGCCCUGCUCAGAUGGCUAAAUUCCGUAGUUUGUUGUUCAGCGCGGACGGGGAGAGCCCUCGCUGCAUGGUGGAUAACUACAGACCCCCGCAGCCCCUCAAGGGACGCAAAGUCCGUUCCUCCUUCAGAUAAACUCCAGUUCCGUGCCUUACCACCCCCCCACCCUUCCCUCCUGUCCUCCAAUUAUGGUGGCUCCUCUUUUCUGACGACAUUCAAAAGCACUCCCAGUGAAAUUCUCCCAGCGGAAAAAUGAAAUGUAACUAAAUUAUAAAAGUAUGAUAUAAUUUUUUUUUUAAUUUAUUUAGUUUUCAUCGCGUAUUCUUAUAUUUUUGCUUUGUUUUUAUUUUAUUUUUGUUUUGUGUCUAUUUUAUUUUAUGCACUUCUGCUUUGUUCAUUUUGUUUUAUUUUACAGCUCAAUGAAAUAAUCUGGAUAAGCAGCACUUCUCAAGUGUUGCUCUGUGUCAUUUUGCCAGAAUGUGCCUGUAUGUAAAUCCCAUUAGCUUUAGAAAAAGUAAAGACAGCAUCACGAUCGUUGCAUAUAAACCGCAAUGCAUCAUGUCUUGUUCUGAUUAUUGUUCGAAGAGUGCAUAAUGGAGGACCAUCUAAUACCCCCCCCCCAAACAAAACCAUUCCAUUAUAUUAAUUAUCCUUUGUGUGCUUUUACUGGAAAAUCAUUGCCCCACUUUAGCUAUGCAGACCUACAGUGUGCUAUGAAAAAAAAGCAUAUAUUACAUAGGAUUAUAUAGGAUGUCACAUUCUACCCCGUAGAAAUCAUGGUUAUUAUGUGUGUAGCAUUAACAUGUUGUGUGAAAUGGUGCCAGUUACAUACAGAGAGGUCAGUCUAUGGCCAGUAAACCCAAUAAGUGCCAGUAUAUAUCUCAUUUAAGGAGCAGCACUAGCCAGAGAAAUUAUAAAGGGAUGCUAUGAAAUAAUGCUUGACUACAAAAUCCUACACUCAUGAUGUCAUGAUAUUUGGUUUUGAAAUGACAUAUGAAGAAAUAUGGAUAAAUGACAUUUAAGAUAAUGUUUGUCAUUUAAUCUGAAGACUUUUAUGAACAAUAAAUAAAUAUAUUUUAAGAGAUUAAA
Molecule: messenger RNA, 1858 nt
Organism: Colossoma macropomum (tambaqui)
Lineage: Eukaryota; Metazoa; Chordata; Actinopteri; Characiformes; Serrasalmidae
Gene: cahz
Product: carbonic anhydrase
Exons: 7
Coding region: 122-904 (260 amino acids)
Biological process (GO): carbon dioxide transport
Cellular component (GO): cytoplasm
Molecular function (GO): carbonate dehydratase activity; zinc ion binding
Source: RefSeq, a predicted model, not a curated record